This is a messenger RNA of Patella vulgata (common limpet), 3315 nucleotides long. RefSeq lists its product as uncharacterized. The transcript is spliced from 4 exons. NCBI's taxonomy places the organism in Eukaryota, Metazoa, Mollusca, Gastropoda, Patellidae. The record is from RefSeq and is a predicted model, not a curated record. The coding region runs from base 168 to 1220 and encodes 350 amino acids.
CUUCUGGGAUAAUUGUCUGUUGUAUGUCGCACGCGACGAAGCGUCCUUAGUGACUGAAGUAAACGAGGUAAUAUUCGUUUUGUCACGGACCGACUUGCUAAAAAUUAUGACAGUGUGAAUACUUACGGAGUAACGGCAUAGUGUCAAAAGAUAUUGGAUCUGUGAAGAUGAAGGAGAAGAUCUAUGGAUGGUAUCCAUCUAUAAAAGAUGUUUAUAACGAUAGGAUUGGUGUUCCAUCCAGCUAUCAUUUGGAAUGCCUUUAUAAGUUCCAGGGUACUAUGUACCAAACAAAACCUAUUCGACCUGGUCCAGAUAAUCUAGUUAUACAGGGUCAUUCAGCAACCUCGCCUGUCAGAAGUCGUCCAUCAACUGCUGUCAAAUCUCCAAUCACUCUAAACAGACAAACACCUCAACGCCCGAAAACCGCUCCUAUUCCCCAAUAUAGACCAAUAAAAAAAUUACGCAUCCCAACCCCCCAAGAAUGUUGGUCUACGGGUCUAGACGAAACAGCGUACAAUCAGUCCUACGUUGAGACUUAUAAACCUCCACCAGUUCGAAUUCCUUCAGCAGAGUCAAGUCAAGAUAUACCAUGCUAUAAUCCUACCCCUGUUUAUACGACGCCCCCACCUGAUGUUCCCCGCCACACGAGCCCAAGAGCCCAGAGCGCCUCCAUCCAUCGACACCGACAGACGAAGUCUAAAAGACCAGUAAAGUCAGCUGGACCUAUUCGUUCACUGAUGACACCAAAUGCAACACCUCUUACAACACCUACCCCGGUCCACAACGUUUCAGGCCCCAUACCAACACCACCAGAAACACCAGUUGUUAUCCCAUCUCCAAGUCCAGUCCAGAAAUUAAAACUAGAUCAACCGGAAAUUAAUUUAUUCGACGACAAUGGUAAAGUUAUUCCAGAUUAUGACCAAGAAAAGAAGAAAUACGGCUGGGCAGUCGAAGUUCACGGAAAUCCUUAUAAAUACAAGAACAUUCCCAGAAGACUUCCAUACUCAAUGAAAGUAAGUGAACCAGAAGUAGCACCUCAGCCCCCAAAGAUUCACAUGGAAACGAACGAGACGUUUUUUCAAAAUACGAUACCACGACGUCCACUGGCUUAUAGUAUCAACAAAGAUUGGGUCUCUGAAAUAAUUCAUGCCAAACGCAUGCAGCUUCAACAGAGAGAAGGGAUCAAAUAUAGAUGGAAAAAUUUUGCAUUUGUUUACUAAAAUUCGUAUAAUUAAAUGUAUAUACGUCGUAUAGAAGCUGAACCACUUAAAGUUGAUAAUAGAGACUUUUGGCUAGCGGAUUUUUCCCAUCCGUAUCCCGUAUCGUAUGCGUGAUACGUUGCGUCAAUGUAGUUUUAGAGUUUUGGCAGAUUUUAGCAAUUUUUGGUUUCACUAAUGUAUCAUUUCAGAAAGUUUAGCCCGUAGAUCAACCAGUAUGCAGACAGGCGGGAAAAAUAUGAAAAUUCCGAGAAAAACCCAUCAAAAAUAAUGAUUAAAUUCCAGUCGUUAUCACUGUUAAAAUCACAUCAAAUAUACACCUUCGUGUUCUAGGAUACACAUAGAUUCAUAAAAACGCUAUGAUGCAACAUUUCAGCGUAUAAAAGUAGCAAAAAGACGGUAAAAAGACGACAGCGUUAUACGGACCAUUUCCGUAUGAAAGCCGUUCCAUACGUGCUGCCGUAUCCGUGUGACGUAUCACGUAUGAGAAAUACACAGACAUUGAUGACGUCACACCCAAAAUCCAUACGGAUACGCGAUACGGACCAGGAAAUUACGCUUGCCAAAAGUCUCUAUUAUGUAUGAAAAACACUUAUCGUCUGAAAAAUUUGUGAAAUCCAUACAAAAUUCGAUUCAAAUAGUGACCCCUUUUAUUUAUUAAAAAUACGUGUUCGAGUUACUUACUGUUUAUAAAUAGUAAGCUAACAAUAUGCAAAAGAGUAUAGGGGUUAUAAUCUUUCAUUAGCCCUGUUUGUAUCGUAACACGCUGGUAAUAACAAGCCAACGCAUUUCACAAUACAUGAUACACAAAUCACCUCCCAGUUGUUCGGCCACUGACAGUCUCACAUUAUACGUUAAGUGAGGGUAACUGUCUCUCAUAGUAACUUUUACAGCAUAUAAAAUAUCAUAAAAGUCUAAUUUACACGGUGUUAGAGGCGAACGUUUUUGAUUUAAAUCAAAUAUAAUGAUGAAUGGAUUAGAUUGAUCUGAUUAACCAUUUCGAUUAGUUAUAAGUUUACUCACUUCAUUUCAGUUAACCUUGUCUUUAUCUUUUAUAAACCCAGAUCUCACAAAAUGGAGUUAUACAUCAUAAUGGGCACUUUUAUUCUUUUGACCAAAAUGAAGGAAAUAUUUUGAACUUUGAAAUAUAUUAAGUUUGGACGGACACAGUUUCCACAGAAAUCUGAAAAUGUUUAGAGAUUUUUUGUUGAAAAGUGUUAUAAGCUCCAGUAAACAUUCAAAUGAUUUCGUAUAACAACAUUCUAUCGCAUUCUUUAUCGUUAGUUCAGCUUCCCUUCCCUGGUAACAGAAUAAUGUACAAAUAUAUUGAUAACCAAAUUCUAUAAACUGAUUAACAUGUAUGUAUUUAGAUAUGUAUAUUAUGUAAUUGUAUAAUGGAGAAUCAUAAUGUUUGAUGAAUAAGAGAUAUGAAAGGCAAACAUGUAUUGUAAUUUUGUAUUUAUGGUAAACAAUCACCUUCUCUUCUCGCUAAUGAUUGUUUAAUUUAUAUAUUGGUAUAAGUCAUAGAUAAUAUUAUUAUACAUUAUAUAGCUAAGUCACGAUACAUGAUAAAACUUUUGUAUUCGACAAAAAAAUGGUAACUUCACACCCAAGGGAGAUAAUGUGGCAAUCCUUUCAUUGAAAGUCUCCGCUUACUAAAAUCUAAUUCGAUAGUCCAGAAAUUCAAAUAAUUCUUUCUUUAAUUUUGAAUCCGAGAUGUACAAGUCUAAUUAAAAGUAGAAGUUGAUUAUAAAUCCGUUUCUUAUAUUUCUGACAUUUGCACACCGAGUACAACACCAGAAAUGAAAUGAAAUUGGCAUUUAAUUUAACGGAUAAUUCUUCUAUAAUAAUAAUAAUACCAUUGACCGUAAAGGGUUCUAUUAUUAUUUGUAAAAUAAAAUCUCGCUAGUCUGAUAAAUGUCGUACCUCAUUAUAGAACGACAGUCUUUUCCGACGCUUACAGUCUAUUGUUGUUAAUUUAAUUUUUAUUCUGAAAAUUUCGAGAUUUCGAUCAGAAUUUAAAUGAAAGCCGUUUUGUGAUAUGUAAAUAAUAUAUUGUCUAUUAACGCAUAUAAACGAAUGGUAUAUUUAUAAUGCU